UUUGACAUCAAAUUUGAGGUUCAUGGUGGACGAAGGUGUCGUCGAGUUGGAGGAGCGCGUGGCAGCAUUGGAUACGCGCCUGCGGGGCCUGGAGAGCGUGGCGCGUGUCGUGCAAGACAUCAGGAGUCGCCGAGUGUACAGCGCCAGGCUGCAUCGGGCACCCCACGACUACUACGACUGGACCCUGGCAGAUCGUGCGAAGUUCCUCCAAUGUAACGUGGCUCAGUUGUGCAAGAGCAUCAUCAUGGAGAACGUCGCGUGGAAGAGCGACAUGCCGCAUGUCCCUAGGUACUAUAUCCUCCUCUCAACACUACGAUGCCACCCACCACCAUCUAUCUACCUUGCUCCAUGGUUUAGAUUUGUGUGUGUGAUUGUGCAAUACAAAGCCAAGAUCAACUCGGACAAAGUCGCCAAGUUGAUUCGUGAUGCCAGUACCUCCGUAAAGAUCUCUCGGAAGCAGGUCAACUUCCAACACGCGCCGCCCGACACGUCCGCGCUCUUGACCGGGUUCGAAUUCAACGGCGUGUCCCCGUUCGGCAUGUCCACCGCUCUCCCGGUUCGACUCACCCGUUUCUGCAUGUGCACAUGACACUCAUGCACGACAACCAGGUCAUUGUAUCCGCCCCGGUGCUGGAGCUGCCGUACAUUUGGCUCGGCGGCGGCGCCCACGACGUCAAGCUCAAGGUCUCCGUGACCCAAUGCGUCCAAUCCCUCUCUGCGAUCGCGGGGGACGUGUCCGAGUCACGACAACAUGCUCUGACCACUCCGUUGCAAAACUAGCACUAAUCUACUGAUGACAGUAUAUUGUAAUAUCUUUUCAUUACUUUGGACAGGUUAGUAUUAUCGAUUCCUACAUGUCAAACAUGUGCGUGAAGGGCCCGUCGGACUCGAACUGCAAUGCCUGUGUGCGCAUAUGAUGAGAGAACAGUGUCACAGAAAGCUAACAACUGGAGCACUGCGACUGACUGUACUACCUGACGGUUGCCA
Molecule: messenger RNA, 987 nt
Organism: Aphanomyces astaci
Lineage: Eukaryota; Oomycota; Saprolegniomycetes; Saprolegniales; Verrucalvaceae
Exons: 2
Coding region: 23-589 (188 amino acids)
Molecular function (GO): aminoacyl-tRNA deacylase activity
Source: RefSeq, a predicted model, not a curated record